This is a messenger RNA of Mya arenaria, 2321 nucleotides long. RefSeq names its product mediator of RNA polymerase II transcription subunit 17-like. The transcript is spliced from 15 exons. Gene Ontology annotation, cellular component: mediator complex; core mediator complex. The coding region runs from base 18 to 1943 and encodes 641 amino acids. Gene Ontology annotation, biological process: regulation of transcription by RNA polymerase II. The record is from RefSeq and is a predicted model, not a curated record. NCBI's taxonomy places the organism in Eukaryota, Metazoa, Mollusca, Bivalvia, Myida, Myidae. Gene Ontology annotation, molecular function: transcription coregulator activity.
AAAAAAUCUAAAUCAAAAUGGCGCAGUCUGGAGUAACAGUUUCAAUCGAAGCCGUUCAUGAAAAUCAAAUACAAGAAGUCUCUCUUGACGGCCAUGAAACAGUUAUUCCCCCAUUGUCAAUGUCAGAAUGUUUGGCAAAGAGUGCCCAGAAGAUCGAUUUUGGUGAGGAGGAUGAGGGUAUCGAAGGUAAGCAGACAUCUGAGGAGGGGACAACAGAGAAGGAGGAGUCCGCCUUCCAGCCCUCACUCUGGCCCUGGGACAGUGUGCGCAACAAACUCAAGACAUCACUUACAGAGAUUGGAGUAUUGUUGGAUGUAUUAAACAUUGCAAAAGAGAAGAAGUACAUGGCUAUAGUACAGGUCCAGCAGGAUACCUCAGAACCAAAAUCUGCUCUGCAACUCUUGGCCAAGAAAAAGGCUAUAAGUCUUCAGUCAAUAUGUGGCGGUUUAAACACAGCAGCCAGUGUGCUUAUAAGUGGUGCUGAGCGCCUGAAGCGGUCACAGGAGGAAAAGGGCGGGGUUAGUUCCCAUGACAAGUUCCACAUCGAGCUGCUCAAGCUACGCCAGAACUGGAGACUGAAGAAGGUUGGCAACUCCAUCAUCGGUGACCUUAGCUACAGAUCAGCUGGGUCGAGGUUCUGGCAAGGGGGAACAUUUGAAGUGACCAAAACCACUAGUCUACCAUCAGACCAGGAGGGAAGCACUGCCCAACAGUACCCCCUGCAGGUGGUUAUUCCAAGUGAACUGGAGGGUUCUUCCUACCUACAACUAGAGAUCAAGUCUGUCCCAGACUCGAUGGACCUGAUGAGUGUGACACUGCAGGUUCCAGACGGGUUUGGACGCACCCCUCUCAAUGCCCACUGGCAGAGUCGACUGGAUACAGCUCAGAACGUCCUCUUCUGCAAGGAGCUUUUUGCACAGCUUGCUCGGGAGGCGGUGCAACUAAAGAGCAAUGUGCCACAUGUUGUUGUCAGUAACCAGAUCAUCACAAAUAUAUUUCCUGGUGUUCAGCUGUCCAUAGUUUUGUGCCAUUCAACAGGAAAGGGAGAUAAAAAGACAGGUCCACAUUCUGGCAAGAUGGACCACAAGCAUGUAUUGGAGCACUCACUUCACCAGCUACUCCGGGAGGUCCACCAUCGGACCUUACACCUCGCCGCCCCCCACCCUGUCACAGCACCCUUUGGCAUGAGCAAGCGACGACGCCUUGCUGGACCCACAGCCAUGUCCCGGUCAGAUCUCAAGGAGAUGAGCGACAGGUCAGGUGAGACUUUGCUUGAACAGAUAAUCAAGCAAGCCAGGCAUGAGGUGUUGAGACAAAGAACGAUGUCAGUGAUUGACCGUCUGGCAGGGGAGAUUCCCGACCCCCAAAUCAUGGCACACUGGUCGUGUCUCAACAGUCCUCUUCAAUCCAACGUCAAGAUCAUUAUCACAUCCAACGGAUACGAGGGCAUGAGGGUGACGUGGCAGUCACUGGACCUGGAGAUUGGUGUGGAUGGUAUCCUGGUGACGACAAAGGACAGACGUACGCUUAAACUCUCCUUCCAGGAGAAAGAGGUGGAGGAUAUUAUCCGCUGGCAGGUGUCGCAGCAUCACAUAGCGCUAUCCCAGAACCUAGCACGGUUGAUUGGCUGGCAGGUACUCAGUUACAAUGGGUGUAGCGGUGUUGGAGAGAUGGAGGGGUUUGCCUGUGCCUCCUCUAUACAGCUGGUUGCUCCUAACAAUGACAGGAUGUUAUCUGUACGAAGUGGACCAACAUCAGGCCUACAUGUGUUUUUAAAAAUAGACAGUUCGGGUAACCUUGACCCCAGUCUCUCAUCUCUUGUUGAUCCUAAAUGGCUUAACCUCGGUGGGACAUUCCGUGAACUUGACCUUGAACAGAUUGAAGGUCGUAACCUGGCAACUAAGUUGGAACUGAUCAUGGCAAUGGUUAACAAGAAGAGAUGAAAUGAUUUGGUUAAACCAUUACAGAUCUUCAGUGAGGAUAAAUGGUCUUACAACAUACCAAUACCAUGCAUUACUGGGUUUUAAGAGGUCCAUGAUCUGAAUACAGAGGAUUGGUUGAAGUGCUUCUUCAAGCUGACCAAUGUGCAAUGUGUUAAAUGAUUUACAUAGUAUACUUGCUAGAAAGUUCAUGAUCAACAAAUGCAAGCAAGAGAAUCAAAUGUUUGAAUCUCAAAGGGCCUAUGUAAACAGCUAGUGUCAUUAAUGAACACAGUUGCAAGGACACCAAUUCGUGUUACUCAUAAUUGAAUAACAAGCAUGUGUUUUAAUGUUAUACAUUGAAGACCAAUAAAAUAUGUAAAGUUAAUCUGGAAAGUUGUU